AUGUUGUGUCUUUCGUCAACUAUUUUCACAUUCCUUGCUUUAUUAGCUUUUGCUAAAGGUGAAAACUGUGAAUCACCACAGUUUAAAAUAACUUCAUAUUCAACAAAAGAUGCUCGUCUUACAGCUGAAUCAGCAGCUCAAGUUGAAAUAACAGUUAAAUGCAAAAAUGGAAAACAACCAAGUACCCUUUAUGCUGAUAUAAAUGGACAAGUUGUACCAUGUGCUCAAUCAGCUGGAUCACCUGGAAAAUAUUAUCUCGGUGUAUCUGCUGCUACACAUAAACAAUUAGCCAAAGGUCGUACAUCGGUUAAAUUAUAUGAUGAUGAUACAUAUUCAACUUUACGUAAAACACGAACUGAUGAUGCUGCUAAAGCAGUUAAACCAUUUGGUGAAGUUGACUUCUAUCAUCCGGGUGCAAGUUUUGGUCCAUGGUUACCAAGUGAAUUUAUUGCUGUAAUUGGUUUUGGACUCGUUUGGUGGGCUGCAUAUCGCGAACGAUCGAAAAUCCUUGCUUGA
Molecule: messenger RNA, 516 nt
Organism: Adineta steineri
Lineage: Eukaryota; Metazoa; Rotifera; Eurotatoria; Adinetida; Adinetidae
Source: the annotation of a GenBank genome assembly